Messenger RNA from Paramuricea clavata, 2926 nucleotides. The record is from the annotation of a GenBank genome assembly. Lineage: Eukaryota; Metazoa; Cnidaria; Anthozoa; Malacalcyonacea; Plexauridae.
AGGGAGGAAAAAACCCUUAAAUAUUUGUUGUUGCCCGCCAACUGUGUGGCCCGACACCGUACGAGUUUUAAUACAGAAAACACGGAACGCGACAACGGAAUAUUUUGAAGAAGCAAAGACGAAUUGAUCGUGAAAAAUAUAAGCAAGUGGACUGCUACAUCGCCGUUUAAAAUAAAAAAGCAACCGGGGUAAGAUCUAUAUAGCUACAUAUACUACUAUAGUGUAAAUAAAAUUUGUCUAGACAAAAAUUAUGCUUUGAAAUACCCAAAAAGUAUCCUUCUGUUUAUGUAAUCGUCGCUAUGCUCAACAUAUCAUUUUGUUAUUCAAAUUUUCAACCGGUUUCCAGCAGUCACGCUGACGCAUGGAACUCCAUGAUGUGAAAACUAUAUGCGUGUUAGUUUUAAUUAAACAGUGGGGCUGAUAUGAGAAAAACGGUAGCAAGAUGAAAACACUUCUCACUAACCACUGUAUACUCCGUUGUCGAUAUAUAGGCUAGAUUUUGAGAGCUUGAUAUCUUAUCAUUGAAUCAAGUACUUCGCUUUCCUAAAACAAUAAGAUUCCGUUCAUACGCGGGAAAGGAAGUAUUCGGAAGAUUGUUCAAAUUUUUACGAUUUUGCCUGUUGAUUUUACACGGGUGUCAGUCAACCACACAUGCAGUUAUAAAGCGUAUGGAAUUGGAUCACGUUUUGCGUAUGGAUUCAAAUUCGCACUGUUGUAUAUUCUUACAAUGGAAAUAUAUAUCUUCCUCAAAGAUUAUAUGAUGACAGAAACAGUAGCAAGAAACAAUAUUUUCAUUAUUUUAUAUUUUUGUGUCUCUUAUAGAUCUAGCGAUAAUUCAAGGAUCCGUUUUCGCUAAUUGUUGCACACAAGCAUGCAAUGCCAAUGUCAUGAACGACCCGUGAAUAUGACAUCAAGGCAACAACCACUAAAACGAUUAUUUCAAUUACAAAUUGACGAAAUAUCCAACAAUCUUAUCAUAAGAAAAACAUCUUAUUAUAUGAAAGCUUUACAAUGAAUAGGUUUAAAGCUAAUACGACCUUAAACUAUUGUUCAUAGAAAUGUUUAGGAAGAUUAUCCAAUAUAUCAUGCGGAUAAUAUUCGCCUUGUACGUAAGUACAUGACGGAGUAACGGGUCUGAAUUAUAUAUGCACAGGCUGAUCAUUUAUUCAUUUCUUAUCGACCUUCAAAAAUAACAUAUUGGAGAUUUCAAGGAAACAGGUAAAACUUUAAGAGGAAAAUUCACUUUGACAUUUUAGAAUGAAUAAAUUCUUCACUUUAAUAUUCAAAGGUAAUAUAUUCUUCACUUGUCGCGUGCGUGCUAUUACAGGUCUAAGUUACACAGUAUACAUCUGUUGACAAAGCCCAUGACGCGCUAUAGAUUAAAUUUGAGAUUAUCGCAAUUCAAGUUGGACAAUUUGGUUUGCUCUGUCAUGUAGUUUUAGCGGAUUUCGUAACGUCUCGUCCUUGUGAUGCCCCUGUAAUAUACGUAUACUACUUAUUACACUUCUUAGACUAUUCGGACACAGCCCUUAUCAAUUUGCACACACAGCCAACUAACCGAACGAACUUCCUGCAGCUGGCCAGAAGUUACACUUAAGGUGACUCUAUCGCUUAUUUAAGGUAGCUCUGCUACUAUGAAGCUGUCUAGUGUCUACCAUAUAAAGCUGUAUUCAAUGUAUGUCCAAUUAUUUUUACAGCUAAUUCCGUUUCCGUGAUCAACUUUUCAUUAUCAGAUGAACGGGAUGAAGACCAAGGCAGUGGCGUUAGCUUCUAACGCCUACAUCAUCAUUAAUGUCAGUGGUCGACGUUUUAAGACAGAUGAAAAAAUAUUGGAAAGAUAUCCAGGUAUAAAUACAAAGAGGAAAUAUUAAUGUUGCUGGAUUUUUACUGUUAUACUGUGUAUGUUUUGAAAGUUCUUUUGGGUUAAAAUUCCAACGGAUAAAAAAUAUUAUCCUUUCUUUCUUGCAGAAACCUUGCUUGGCGGAAAAAGACGGUACUACUACUUCGACUGUAAAAGAGAAGAAUAUUUUUUUGACCGUGAUCCGGAUAUUUUCCCACACAUCCUAAACUUCUACCGCUCAGGAAACCUACACUACCCGCCUAACGAAUGCGCCGAACUGUUUGAAAGCGAACUAAGAUUCUUUGGAAUCUUCACUGAAGACAUAUCACUUUGCUGUGCGGAGAACUAUGAACUGUUGAAAAAUAAAACUGACAAAUAUAGAGAAGCGAAAUCCAAGCAAAAAAUCAUGGCGGCCGCUAGAGCUCGAAGAUUGAAGCAUAUAAAUGGAUAUAAAGAGAAACUUUGGUUUAUUUUCGAGCAGCCUGGUUUAUCAACUCCAGGACUUGUUGUCUGGGGUGUGACAAUAUUAUUCAUAUUAACAACUGUAGUAAGUUUGAUUUUAGAAACUGUCCCAAAAGAGGACGGCACUUGGGGCUCGGAACAUCGCGAGGAUUUUAACUAUUCUGAAACGAUUUGCGUUGUAUUUUUCACCAUCGAAUACAUCAUAAAACUUUACUCUUCGCCAAACCGUUGGACGUUUGUGAAACAGUUUUCAAAUAUCAUCGAUCUUUUGUCAAUCUUGCCGUUCUAUUUUGGCAUAAUUCUCGGCGACCGUGGUAACAGUCGCUUCUUCGUGAUACUGCGCGUGUUGCGAGUUACGAGAGUUUUAAAAAUUUCCAAGUUUUCUGCCGAAAAGAUGGAACAGCAUGGGAAUUUACUGAAACAGAAUCAAGGUGAACUCACUCCAUUGUUAGUGUGCUUUAUCACAGUCCUUGUCAUCUUCUCCACCGUCAUAUACUACAGUGAGAAAAAUGAAGAUAGAUUUCCCAACAUUCCGGCAUGUUUUUGGUACACCAUCGUCACGAUGACAUCGCUAGGGUGAGUCAUGGACCGUUUGUUCAUAGAUCUUCUUAAAUUUGCUUGAGU